This is a messenger RNA of Alosa sapidissima (American shad), 3191 nucleotides long. RefSeq names its product apoptosis regulator BAX-like. Gene Ontology annotation, biological process: intrinsic apoptotic signaling pathway in response to DNA damage; positive regulation of apoptotic process; release of cytochrome c from mitochondria. Gene Ontology annotation, molecular function: protein homodimerization activity; protein heterodimerization activity; channel activity. NCBI's taxonomy places the organism in Eukaryota, Metazoa, Chordata, Actinopteri, Clupeiformes, Clupeidae. The coding region runs from base 264 to 890 and encodes 208 amino acids. Gene Ontology annotation, cellular component: mitochondrial outer membrane. The transcript is spliced from 6 exons. The record is from RefSeq and is a predicted model, not a curated record.
AAUGAAGGAAACAGGAAGUGAGUUUUUAAAAGUGCUCAAGAACUGGCUCUCCAUUACUCUCUCUUCAAACAAAGAAAAACUUUGAGAGAGAAAGAAAACUGGGCAGAAAGUUAACAGCCAAAGCAUCUGGUGUGCUAUUUGUCAUCCCCGGUGCAGCACAUUCUUGGGAUAUUUACAGUCACAGGAUAUUUCAACUUACAGCAGUGGUGUCAGGAGGCAGACAUCUGUUUGUUCUGAACUUUACGUUAAAAUACUCUUGUAAAAUGGCAUGUGAAGGAACUGCAAACGAUGAGCAAAUUACAGAAGCCAUCAUGAUGAGGGUUGUAAAGGAUGAGCUGAAGGAAGUGAAGGCAGAGAUAGUGCCCCCUCUUCCUGAGCAAAAGCCUCUGGAUGCCAAAGAUGAGAUCCUGACAUCCCAGCUGGCUCAAACAAUCAAAAUCAUUGGGGAUGAUCUUGUGAAGCAUAAAACCCUGAAUGACACGAUAGAUGGGUUUGCCAAAAAAAUCCUUGGAAACCCGAAAGACAAAGGAAUUUAUCAAAAGCUGGUUAUGCAGGUGUUUGCUGAUGGAAACAUCAACUGGGGAAGGAUUGUUGUUUUAUUCUACACUAUAGCAAAGCUGUCUGGAAAGAUGUUGUUGGCUCAUUUGCCUGGACCGGUCACAGAAAUGAUCUCCUGGACUCUCAAUUACUUCAAGGAGCACUUACUAAGCUGGGUCCUCAAGAUGGGAGGAUGGAUAUGUAGCAUUGCUACAAUUGCAUUAUACCGAGUGGAGACUGUAUCACGCCCUUCCAAGCCCAAGUCAGAUCAUGCUAUCGCCAUCUCAUAUUUCAUCAGUGGGAUCAUCCUUGGUGGCUUCCUUGUCUUCUGGUUAAAGUUAAAGAGUACAUAAGGUACUGCGAGUAAUGUAAAGGGGGGAGAAGAUGGUGAGCAGCAGGCUGUAGCUUUAAAAUCAGGUAAUUUCAGGUAAAAUCAGGUCAAUCUACCCAUGUCCCAUCUACUGUACCUCUGAGUAUUUUAUUAUUGUUAUUGUUGUAAGCAUGAAUCAGGUAUCAAUUCAGGGUUAACAAAGACAUUGUAUUAUAAACUGUAUUGUAUUGUAUUAUGAGUAUAUAUGUUUUAUAUCACAAAUAUAUUUCUUAUCCAAAUUAAUGCAUACCUGUUGUACUUGUUUAUGAUUCAUCUGAAUUUCUUAAAGGCAUGCCCUUGGUGUUUGGUGGCUUUGUAACUCUACUGGUACUGGUAUUGCCAUCACACAACUAAGACUUCCAUGUUCAGUCACCUGUUGGUACGAUUCAUGUCAUUGGGCAGCUAACCUUUCCUUUGCUCUCCCCUCUGAUACUGUGCUCUUUGCAUAAAAGCCCUUUGAUGGCGAUGAAGGUGUUGACUCUCUCUGUCUGCAGUCCUGAACCUCACGCCUCCUCUCUGGCACGCCACGCUCCCAGGUGGACACGGAAUCUCGCUAGGAAAACAUACUUCCUCUUUCUCGGAGUCAAAUGACUGCAUGGAUGCAAAAAAGCACCCAUCCUCUCUCUCUCUCUCCCCCCUCUUUUCUUUCAUGCUCUCCCUCUUCGCAGGUGUGACAAGGUUAUCUCGUGAGGGGUUGAAAGUGAGGGCCGGAAAGGGGCCGUGGUCAGAAAUCAGAGGGGGAAGCUGUAGAGUCAAACAGGCCUGCCUCACAUGGAGAUGUAACCUUCCACUGUGGGCAAAGGUGGUGACUGCCGGCAGGAGACAUGUGGAAAUAAGAUACUUCCUAUCUCUGAUACAGAAUUGAAAAAAAAUAGAAUCACCCGCAGAAGAUCGCUAGAGUUUCAGGAUUUGUGCAUGAGUAAUGGAGAAGGGCUAUGAGAAACAAGAGGUGCAAGAGCAAUGCAAACAACACAUUUAGACUAAGAUCAAGACAGAAACUUCCAGAAUGACAUUUCUGUGCAGGAAUCACUAGGGUGAAAUUGGCUAUUGAAAUUGUGUGACUCAUUUAUGACUGUGAUGCUGAAGAGCUUUGUUUCCAUCUGUGGCAGUGUAGAGGGAAAAAAUGAUCAAGUUCGAGCACAACAAUAUGCCAUUCUCUCCCACUUGCCAUUUGUCAAAAUUACCUCCUUGACACAGAUUGAAAAAAAUGAAAUGCAAAAGUGACCGACUCACUGACCAAAGACAGCCUGCUAUUUUCCCUCUUGAUUCUACUUUCAUCUUCCUCUACUCAACUUUAUUUCUGAACAGAACGGGGUGGGGGUGGGGAUAAAAAGUUGUUUUGAUGCACUGUACAGUUGAGGAUUCUAGCCUUUGUCAUCUCCAACCAGACACAGAGCUCUCUGCUUCACCCAUCACCUCCCCAGCAUCCUGCUGUUCCAAGUGGGCCCCCUGUCACAUUUCCGAAACGACGUGAUGAUCUCAAGUAUUACUGGCACUCCGUGCUCCCUUACAGUGGACAGAUUUGCUUCUAUAUUAGGGGUCAUUUGGCGAACCUUUACGGUCUCUGUAACAACAGGGGGCCAAAUGAUGCCCUUUGGAAGGGAAAUGUGUUGUGGCAUUGUCUGCUUUAAUCUUUUGACUGCAUUUUGAAACACCAUGCAGAUUCGUAAAGCGAGUGUGGGUGCGUGCUUGCCGAGUGCAGUUGAUGUGGCAGGGAUGGCAGUCAACGAUGCCUGUGGACAGUGUUUGGUGGUGGCCGUCCCAAAACGCCCUGUUUUCUUCCCCAAUGCGCCACCAUCAAGAGAGACGGUUAUAUUAAGCUCAGAGGGCUGACAUUCUGUCAUGCUGGUGGCCAUCAACAUCUCGGGCUCCAUCUUUGAUGUUUCGAAGCAGAUGAAAAGGAAGACAGAACACAAACAAGGGGCACUGACGAGAAGUUUACAAGAGAAGAAAAAAAAAAGAUAUAUUUAAGUGUCUCCUGGUUUCCCCUAUGUAAAUGUGUUCAUGUGCGGUGGAUUCAGUGUGAGAGAAAGUGGAGACCAUUGAGACCACAGGAGGAUAUCAGUGGCUUCUUUUGAUCAUGGCGUUGCAAGAGGGCUGGUUUCUUUGCGGAGAUGAUUCUAUGCCACCACAUCAGCCAUGCCUAAAGAGGAACAGCGGAUAUACCGGAUGAUACUGCAUUUAUAACUCGCUCAUCUUUUCCCUUGGCUGAUUGCACACUGUAUGUUUUUUUCUCUCUUUAUGUGUUGCACAUGCUUUUUCCAUUAAAAGCAUGAUUCCUUCA